UGUACGGGAUCUGUGUUAUAGUCCUGAUGGCACUAUUCUAGUAGUGGCGGCAGGAUCCUCCUUGCUCAUCUAUGCAGCAGAAGAUGCUGAACUGCGCAAAACACUGAAAGGACAUAGAGACACAAUAUAUGCUGUAGACUGGUCACACGAUGGGAAGUAUUUUGCCAGUGGUUCGGCAGAUAAAUGUGUCAUAAUUUGGAAGGCAACUUCUUUUGAAGGACUUGUGAAAUAUAAACACAAUGAUGCCAUUCAAAGCCUGGCAUUCAAUCCGUCUACGCUUCUGUUAGCCAGUUGUGGAUGCACUGACUUUGCCUUUUGGACCCUCGACCAAGAAUCUGUUGUGAAGACAAAGCUCCCAACCAGAGCAACAUGCUGCAGCUGGAAAUUCGACGGGCAGUAUCUGGCGGUUGGUUUGUACAACGGUGUAAUUAGCAUCAGGAAUAAGGCGACCGAAGAAAUCUCCAGAAUUGAACGCCCUGGAUCACCAAUAAUCUGGCGUUUACGAUGGAGUCCUAUCAAGGGUGAGAGAGAACUUUUGGCAGUUGUGGACUGGAAUCAGAAGUUAUCGUUUUACCAGCUUUGUGGAAAACAGCUUAUUUAUGGCAAUGGGCAUAGCGUACAACAACUUGCACUUGUGCCAAAAGUUGGAAAAGAUAGGAAUUUGGCAUUCGACCCCUGUGACGUGACUUGGUUUGGGCCAAAAUGCGAUGCAGUGGCUACAUGUGGUUCCGAUCGGUCAUGUGUGUUGUACAGUUCAGAAGGCAAUCGACUUUGUACAAUUAACCAGCAACAGUCAUGGAUAUGGUGUUGUCGUAAGAGACCAGGUGAAAAUCAAAUAGUUGUCGGUUGUCAGGACGGCACUAUUGAGACCACCCAGCUUUUGCUAACUACCGUUCAUAGUCUAUAUCGUGAUCGAUACGCGUAUCGGGAAUCAUUAACGGAUGUAGUUGUGCAACAUUUGGUUACUCAGCAGAAAGCUCGCAUUAAAUGUCGCGACUAUGUGAGAAAAAUUGCUGUGUACAAGAAUCGUCUAGCCAUACAGCUGUCUGACAAAAUACUCAUCUAUGAACCGUCCACGGAUGACCCGACGGAUAUGCAUUACCGCGUUCGCGAGAAAUUGUCUCAAACCAUUGACUGCCAAUUGCUGGUGGUAACUACGCAUAAUUUGGUUUUCUGCAAGGCGAAUCAUUUGACAUCUAUGAACUUCCAAGGAGUACGCGAACGCGAGUGGGUCUUGGACGGGGCUGUUCGGUACAUUCGAAUUGUUGGUGGCCCGCCAACACGUGAAACAUUGCUAGUUGGUCUAAAGAAUGGACAAGCGAUGAAAGUUAUUCUGGAUAAUACUUUUCCUAUACAACUCGUCAAACUGCUCGGUGGUAUUCGCUUUGUUGAUAUCAGUCGAAACAGAGACAAGCUUGGAGUGAUUGAUGACAACAAUACACUGAGCGUAUUUUGCCUUCGAAGCAAGGAGAUGCUGUUCCAGGAACCAAACGUAGUCAGCUUGGCUUGGAGUACGACGAACAACGAACUCCUUAGUUUUAGCGGAAGCGACUCCAUAUCCAUUAAGGCCGGUCUAUUUCCAAGCUAUGCACAACAUGUGAAGGGCGUCGUCGUGGGAUUCUGUGGAUCUUUCAUUCAUUGUUUGCAUGAAAACACAAUAAGUCGAGUCGAAGUUUCUUUGGCACCUGCAAUGUAUUAUUAUUUGGAAGCCGGGCAUCUUAAUGAGGCUCGUCAAAUGUCAUGUCACGGAUUGACAGAUCCAGACUGGACUGCGCUCGGUCAGGCAGCACUCUCAAAGUUAAACCUUGAAAUUGCAAAGUAUGCUUACAUUCGGCUGGGUGAACCCUUGAUGUUGGCUUUCAUCCAGCAGUUGGAGCUAGAAGGCACCAAGUAUUUCAGUUUCUUGAUGCAGUUGCUUGCACGUGAAAUCCAAAUCCCGAUUUUACAGGAACGUCGCCGGCGGGCGGAGUGGUCUGAAAACGAAACAACACCGAGCCCUGGAGCUUUAACGGCCAUGGGUGAUGUAGCAACUUACCUAGGAAAGUUUAGUGAAGCAGCCGCCCUAUACACCAGGGCUGGGGCUGGUUUUGGUGGUUUACGUCGUGUUGUUGAAAUGUAUACCGAUUUACGACGAUUUGACGACGCUCGGGAGGCAAUGGGUCCCGGUGGGGAUUACGAGGAACAGAAACAGUUGAUGACCAAGCAUGCAGAUUGGGCACGGUCGACCAACGAACAUCACAUAGCAGCGAAAAUGUACAUGGACGCAGGUGAAUUCGCCAAAGCCAUCGAACUAGCUGGGGAACACGGGUGGACGGAUGUGCUACUUGAAAUAAGCCGGAGAUUGGACAAGGGGAAUCGGGAUUGUCUGGAACGUUGUGCUAAGCAGUUGGCACGACUCGGUGAAUACGCUUUUGCCGCGGAUUGCUACGCAAGGUACGGAGACGUGGAAAACCAACUUGCUUUGCACGUGGAAGCAAGAAACUGGGAAGAGGCCUUCAGCUUGGUGGAAAAACAUCCGGAACACACAGGCCGCGUCUAUUUACCCUAUGCUCAGUGGCUAGCGGAAAAUGACAAAUUUGAAGAAGCUCAAGCCGCCUUUGCAAAGGGUGGCCUUCAGACAGAAGCCAUUCGGGUUCUGGAACAACUGGCCACUUGUGCAGCAACCGAAUCACGCUUCGAAGAUGCUGGGUUCUACCACUGGAAGCUUUCUACUCAGUGUCUUCAAAUGGCAAGAGAUACAAAAGAUGCAAAAAAGCGGAGGCAACACUUGGAGAAGUAUUACGACUUGCAAAGGAAAGCCGACAUCUAUUACGUUUAUUCCAACAUACACCGAUAUAUACACGAACCCUUUUCUUCACAAAUGACGGAAACUUACUUCAACAUGGCAAGAUACUUGGUCAACACGCUCCAGACUAGCGAUGUUGCAGCAGUAUCUAAGGUGUCAAUUCUCCACACAUUAGCCAAACACGGACGCGCAUUGGGUGCAUUCAAACUGGCGCGUGGUGUGUAUGACCGAUUGCAACAUUUGCACUUGCCACCAGACAUCCGUGACAAGAUCGAACUGGCCAGCUUGAGUAUACGUGCAAAACGCUGUGUGGAUUCGGAAGAUUUGAAUGUCAUGUGCUACCGCUGUUCCACUACCAACCCUCUGUUGAGCAAUUCUGGAAACCGGUGUAUAAACUGCAGAGAACCGUUUGUCUUCUCUUUCAUUUCAAUGGAACAACUCCCACUUGUUGAAUUUGUGCCCGAAAAUGGUAUUUCUCAUGAAAUGGCUAUGGAGUACUUGAAAUCUGACGUAAGAAAACAAUCACCGGAUUCCGUAAAAUACAAUCACACAGCAGCGAACCCAGAGAAUAAUGCCUCACAAACCUUAAAAAUUUCCCCCGGAGAUCCAUUCUUUGAACAGGAUCUUUUCACCGCCAAGUUGCUGAAUGCAGACCUGAAUUCUGGGCCGUACACACCCGUGCAGCUGGACGCUGAGACUCUCCGAUCACUUGCGGUCUCGGAAGUCAUUGUUAUCGAACCAUCUCCGCCUUUGCGCCCACGAUACUACAAAUCCGUCCUACCUGAAGUGCACGUUACGCAGUGCCUAACCUGUCACAAAUUGUUCAACACUGAUGACUACGAGCUGGCCGUUCUACGGAUGGGUUGUUGUCCCUAUUGUCGAACACCGAGGGAGUGA
Opisthorchis viverrini is the source of this 3682-nucleotide messenger RNA. RefSeq lists its product as hypothetical. Gene Ontology annotation, biological process: non-motile cilium assembly; protein localization to cilium; intraciliary retrograde transport. Gene Ontology annotation, cellular component: intraciliary transport particle A; non-motile cilium. The annotation marks the transcript as partial. Gene Ontology annotation, molecular function: protein binding. The transcript is spliced from 27 exons. The record is from RefSeq and is a predicted model, not a curated record. Lineage: Eukaryota; Metazoa; Platyhelminthes; Trematoda; Opisthorchiida; Opisthorchiidae.